Messenger RNA from Lampris incognitus (smalleye Pacific opah), 518 nucleotides. RefSeq names its product NADH:ubiquinone oxidoreductase subunit B2 (gene ndufb2). Bases 93 to 398 code for a protein of 101 amino acids. NCBI's taxonomy places the organism in Eukaryota, Metazoa, Chordata, Actinopteri, Lampriformes, Lampridae. Gene Ontology annotation, cellular component: mitochondrial inner membrane. The record is from RefSeq and is a predicted model, not a curated record. The transcript is spliced from 4 exons.
GGUCCAUUGCUGAUCCGGGAAGGUGACAUUUCGACGCCAAGAACAACCGUUUCACACUCAAAUGAGAGAAGAAGACAUCGUUUAUAACAACGAUGUCUUCUUUAAGGAGUGUUAUGGGGGUUUUACGAGGCGGGGCACAGCUUUUGCGACGUGGGCCACAGAAGAUUACAUUCAGAAAGGCCAGCGGUGGACCCCAUAUAGAGCCACAAUACAGGCAAUAUCCCCAACUAACGAAGAAACAGAAGUUUGAGUCAGAGUUCCUUAGUGCUGCCAUGUGGUUUUGGAUACUCUGGCACUUCUGGCAUGAUCCCGACGCAGUGCUGGGUCACUUCCCAUGGCCUGAUACCUCAGCAUGGACAGACGAGGAGCUUGGGAUCCCACCAGAUGAUGAGGAAUGAGAUUACCCACCUGGCAGUCCUCCUGGCCACUGGGCGAGUCUUCGUGCUCGUCAUCAGGAAACGUUAAGGUGUUGUUGUACAUAGAAAAAUAAAAUGACUAAUUGUAAAUUGUUCAAAUUG